This is a messenger RNA of Tuber aestivum (summer truffle), 1974 nucleotides long. Lineage: Eukaryota; Fungi; Ascomycota; Pezizomycetes; Pezizales; Tuberaceae. The record is from the annotation of a GenBank genome assembly.
GAUGAUUCUUAACAUUCCAUACAGCUAAGACCUGUGACACUUAAUGUUCUGCCUUGUACAUGUUUUGAUAUAUACUACUUAGCUUAAAUCAAAUAUGUCAUUAGAAAUUACUGCAAAGAAGAAUACAGCAGAUUGAAAUUCCAUGGGAUUUUUGUACUUGUUAACCACUCGCUGAAAAAUUUAGUUUAAUAGAAGAGAAAGCUGAAAAUAAAUGAGAAAUACUCGGGAUUUCUGGCGUGCCAAACAGGGUCUUAAAUUUCUGGGAGCCUUGGCACGGUCAAGUUACUGGUCUCCUUGCUCCCACGCAACCUUCACUUCACAUUUGACCUUGUCACGUGGGUCCCCUGGGGCACCGAGGUUAUCCCAGCGGACAAACUUUACCUCCUCAACCAAACCCCUCCAGAUCAGCGCAGUCUCAGAGAGCGCAUCUCCAUUAUUCUUCAUCAGACUUUUAGCCAACACUUGCCUCGCUAAACUCAAAUUCUACAUUUUUUUCUGUGAUUCUACUGCAGUCCACCUUGAGCUAAGUAUUACCACGGAGGACUGCUCCACACUUGGAAGAGCCUGGGCUAGGGUAGGGGUAAGCCUGAACGACAUGUCGACGUUAUCCGGGAAGUCAGCACUGCCCUCAAAGGAGGGUACCCAGCAGGAGCUACGGCAGGAUACCCUGGCCGCUCAGUCUCCGUCGUUAUCAGGUCUUCGGUCGCUUGUUGCUGGCGGUGUUGGAGGUGUUUUUGCAGUCAUCAGCGGUUCGCACAUUCAUGCUGAUCUCAUACCGGUAUCUUCCUUGCUGACUCUAGUUCAGGCCACCCGUUUGAUCUAGUCAAGGUUCGUCUUCAAACCGCCGGGAAGGGAGUUUACUCCGGGGCUUUUGAUGUGGUGAGGAAAACUGCUGCCCGUGAGGGCAUGGUGAGGGUAUGUUUUAGGGAAACCUUUUAGUCUCCGCACCUAGCGCCAAUCUUCUAAGGUUGCCAUUGUUGUUGGAAAGGCAGGACUCUGGCUGAGCAGCAUCUGAACAGGGGUUGUAUGCAGGUAUAUCUGCACCAUUGAUCGGUGUUACACCAAUGUGUGAGUUUCCGUCUGCAAUGUAUUAUUUUCGUAGCUCGCAUGCUAACUCUUGUCUAUAGUUGCUGUUUCUUUCUGGGCUCGUCUCAAAUACCUCUCCCACUCUCGGCCCAGGCUAACAGGUGCCAAAGGGCUAUGAUGUCGGUAAAAACAUCGUCCGCUGCUCCACAAGAGUCCAUGACAACCAAAUGUCUAUCGCGCAGAUUUCCUUUGCAGGAUUUUUCUCGGCGAUCCCGAUGACGCUCAUCACUGCGCCCUUCGAGCGAGUCAAGGUUCUACUGCAAGUCCAGGGCCAGACUGGGGAAAAGAGGUAUUCCGGUGGUAUUGAUGUCGUCCGGCAAUUAUACAGGGGAGGCGGUAUUCGCUCCAUAUUUCGUGGGUCAACAGCGACACUGGCCAGAGAUGGGCCUGGAUCGGCAGCCUACUUUGCUACAUACGAGUACAUCAAGCGACGCCUAACACCUGAGGUCGAAGGUAAGUUGAGCAUGGGCGCUGUGAUGGUUGCCGGGGGUGCCGCAGGUAUGGCGAUGUGGCUGUUAGUAUUCCCCGUGGAUACUGUGAAGAGCCGUCUGCAGAGUGCCGAAGGCAAGCCGACUAUUGGAAGUGUUGUUCGGGGGAUUCACGGAAGCGGUGGGCUCAAGGCAUUCUUCCCCGGGUUGGGCCCAGCACUCGCCAGGAGUGUACCGGCGAACAGUAUGUGCUUCUUGGGCGUUGAGUUGGCGCACAAGAUGAUGGAUAAGACGUUUGGUUGAAAUAAUUACCAUUAAUGAUUCCUUACUUUUUUUUUUAUUAACUUUUUCUGGCUCUGUUUUCCUUCCCGGCGGUGUCACAGGUAGAUCGGCGGGUGGUGUAUCACUAGGGAAUGUAGACACAGCGCGAGCACAAUGCAAAUGACACAAUUCCAACUCC